This is a messenger RNA of Phragmites australis (common reed), 1555 nucleotides long. RefSeq names its product protein CHLOROPLAST J-LIKE DOMAIN 1, chloroplastic-like. The record is from RefSeq and is a predicted model, not a curated record. NCBI's taxonomy places the organism in Eukaryota, Viridiplantae, Streptophyta, Magnoliopsida, Poales, Poaceae. The transcript is spliced from 8 exons. The coding region runs from base 386 to 940 and encodes 184 amino acids. Gene Ontology annotation, cellular component: chloroplast membrane.
UCACUCGGAAAAGUUGGAAAACCAUUUCCGAGUUUUACCGUUUUAUUUUUCAUCUCUACCCUUCGCCAGUUUGCCGACGCCGUACGCCGUAGAUCACCACCUCCCUCCAUGGCGUCGUCACCACCACCUCCACCUCGUCCCCUCCGUUCCCUCCGCUAGACCUUACCGGCCAGAAACCCCCAAGCCCCUGAACCCCAAUGGCGGUCGCGGCACCAACAGGCAUCGUUGCCGCGUCCUUCCCCUUCCGCCGCGGGCGCCGCAGCCUGAUUUCCUCCUCCCACUUCUCUCCGCACUCGGUCUUCUCGCCUCCCCGCGUCGCGCUCCUCGCCGCGCGCUCAAUACGAUUUUGGGCAUUAGUCAGCUUGAUGGGUUUGACCAGGUGAAGAUGGUCUACAAGAAGAGGCGAAAGGAUGCGGAGAGAAGCCACAGCACGGAGUACCUUAUGAAGUUGGAGAGGGCAUACGAUAUGGUAAUGAUGGAGCAGUUGCUGAACCAGAAGAAAGGGUGGCAUAUGGGUCAGUCCAGAUACUCGAGAUCCGCUACAAAGGACAUGCGCAUAAAUAUUGCAAUAUCAGCAGCAUUUAUCAUGUGUAUAUCUACCAUGGGCCAUGCAGACUGGAAACCCUUACGAUUCCUCUGUUUUGCUUAUUUCUACAUAAUACUGGAGAAGCUGAAAGCUACUGAGCCAGCUAUCACUCCCAUAUAUAAUGAGUAUGGUGAGGUCGAAGGUCGGGGUAUACAUAUGGCAAAACGAGUUCUCCGCAGUUUGGGUUUGGUGCUUGAAUCAAUACUUGCCGCAUCCAUGGGCUAUACAGGACUUGCCAAUUUAUCUCAGUUUCUUGGGCACUAUAUUCCAUCUGUUGUUUAUAAUUUCCAGGAGUUGAUUGUGACUACAUCUUCGUCUGUACUGCUUUGCAUCUUAGCUUCGUACUAUCGAUAGCAAUUCGUGCUGGACUGCCCCCUGGCUUUGAAGUCGUGGACUCUUGGUGCAUUGCCAACCAACCAUCGUUGGAAAAGGACAUGCUCCAUAUCUGACACCUGCCAUCUUCCCUAGAUCUGGAAAAUUUGCACAACAGCAGAUCAAAUGUUGCUAUCCAAUGAUUGGGAAUGAAUCAUGGGUUCAUGCUACGAGAGACGGAUAUGUACUAAUAUACUCCCUCCGUUUUCAAAUAACUGACAUCUUUGACCAACAUAUUUGUUUUCAAAUACUUGUCAUCACAUGCUUUUUAAUACACAUUUUCCAAUUUUGCCCCUCCAUCCCACAAACCAAGUACAGCAGCUACCCCCUCCAGAUAUUUCUAUUUCUAGGUGUGCUCUUGUCAAGCUGCAUGUAAUCAAAGCUAAAGUGCCAAAAUUGCAUAGAAAAAUAGCAUUGAUGACAAAAGGUUACACCUAUCUCUAAGUUCAGUUUUUAUGAAACAAUUUUCUUGGAAUGUUGUAAUAAAAGUAUAGUGAUAUCUGUAUGUUUUGAUACUCUCAUAUAUAUGUCAGCUUUUCAAAUGCAAUGAGAUCAGGCUAAUUUUCAAUGCAAAGGACUACAUUGGUCAAAGGCAAA